UUCGCGGUCGGUUAGUUUGUCCCUCGCUGGAAGCCGUCUGUCACUUGGCGGCAAAACCCGGAGCGGGAAUGGCGGAGAGUCCGGAGGAGAACCAGAAACAGAGGCUGAAGGCUGCUGUUCAUUACACAGUAGGAUGUUUGUGUCAAGAUGUUGCCGAUGAGAAGGAUAUUCAAUUCAGCAAACAAGCAGUUGCUGCAAUUUCAGAAAUCACGUUCCGACAAUUUGAAACAUUUGCUAAAGAUCUUGAAUUGUUUGCAAGGCACGCCAAGAGAACUACAAUCACUAUGGAUGAUGUGAAACUGCUGGCCAGACGGAGCCGUCCCCUGUAUGAGCACAUCUGUGAACGUAGCGAGGGUAUUGUCUCCACUAAUCACGAGCUAAAAGAGCGGAAGAAAUCGCUGGCUGUGGGGAGAGGACACAGGAGCUCCAGUGGGGCUCCAAAGGACCCAAGCAUGGACUGCCAAACCGCUAGAAAGAAGCUUCCUGAGCCCCAUAUGAACAAGAUGUUCCUUCCAAUGAGUUUCUUUCUCCUUCUCCUGGUGACUUCCCGCACACUCCAGGCCGCUGCGGUUACCCGGCAGGACAAGCUGACAGUCAGCGAAGGCAAGGACAUGUCAGAAGUCAGGAAGAAUGCUUUUCUGGCCGCCCUUUCUGCCAUAUUUGAUUGGACUUCAUCGCAGGAGGACGACAUACCUACUACAAAUCGAGAAGAAGUGGACAUGCAGUACAGGCCACAGAGGUCGACAUUUAUCCAUCCUUCUGGCAAGGAGAGGUCUACGUGCAAAAACUUCUUCUGGAAGACGUUCUCCACAUGUUGAGUGGGCUUUAAGACAUGGUGUUCCCAUAGAAAUAUUUACCCUGCUUUUCCAGACCCUAAAAGUGCAGUUAUACUUCAAAAACAUACAGCUUCCCGCUAGAUAAAUGAUAGCUGUAUAUUUCACAUACUGUUUCAGUUCAGUGUUUUAUUUUAGGAAGUGGAGAUUGCCGGGUGAAUCUCACUACUGGGGGGUCUUCCAAAAUGAAAGAAGUAAUUCAAUGAACACCUUACACGCCUGUAAAGGCUCCAAACAGCUAAAUUA
Messenger RNA from Pelobates fuscus (common spadefoot toad), 1079 nucleotides. RefSeq names its product centromere protein S (gene CENPS). The transcript is spliced from 7 exons. Gene Ontology annotation, cellular component: FANCM-MHF complex; extracellular region. Lineage: Eukaryota; Metazoa; Chordata; Amphibia; Anura; Pelobatidae. The record is from RefSeq and is a predicted model, not a curated record. Gene Ontology annotation, molecular function: chromatin binding; protein heterodimerization activity; hormone activity. Gene Ontology annotation, biological process: resolution of meiotic recombination intermediates; replication fork processing. The coding region runs from base 69 to 818 and encodes 249 amino acids.